UAGCCCAGCAGAUCUCGCGUCACAGCUUUAUAGGCAAUUUCUUUCGAUUGCGCAAUCUUGCGCGUGCGAGUUAUGAAAUGUACGAAUGACGAGUAUUACUCUGGCAGAUAAUUUACAUAACGAAAGUUGGGCACGAAGCGGAAUUCGCGUGUGUCAAUAGCUGCCUCAAUCUAUACGUAUUCGCGGUCCCUUACAUACAUUUAUAAUCGACUCGACUCGGGCCGCGCCAGUGACUGUCACGUCACACGUAAUGCGCGAUAAUCAUAACAACACGUGUGCGGCGGCCCAGACGUUCGCGUCACGGUGACUGCAUUUUGGACUAUGCCUGGCCCGUCCCGAGUACUCCGUGUGCGUAAAGCAGCAGACCUAUAGUCUGCACCUAUAUAGUGCACACAACGAUAUAUACACCUAUACUGCAGCACGUUUGCUCGAUCGCAGCAUUCACGCAGUGUACUACCUAAGAAGUGUUAAGGCGUAUUCGCAUAGUAUGUUUGUCGCUGAUUCUCUCUGCUGAUAUACGACGAGUAAUGUGUAUAUAUAUGCCCUAUGUUGUAAGUAUGUAUAGCAGCCUGUGUAAUCGCAGGAGUGCGAGCUGCUGUGUGUAUACGUACGAUUGAAAAGUGGAAAUAAAUAGUGUUUGUGCAUAAAUGGCAUCGCGCGGCGCCCAGCUGACACUUUUGCCGAUGCGUGAUAUGGUAUGGCAGCCUCAACAAGGAGAAAAACAUUAGCGAAAAGUCUCGCAGAGUCGCGCGAGCCGAGAUAAUGUACACCGAACCUCCUAUGCUCGCUGCUCGCGUCACAACAGAUAUGAAGGAAUAAUGCUACGAAAAUGCCCGUUGACAUCAAUCGGCUCACCGAUGGUUGGCUGGAACUCGAGAGUGAUCCAGGCCUGUUUACACUGCUCCUCGAGGACUUUGGUACUCAAGGAGUGCAAGUUGAGGAAAUCUAUGACGUGCAAAAAUCACUCGAAGGGCCUGUUUAUGGUUUCAUCUUCUUAUUCAGAUGGAUAGAAGAGAGAAGAUCAAGGCGUAAGGUUGUCGAGGAAGAUGAAACAUUUUGUAAAGAUGAAGAGACGGUCAACAAUAUGUUUUUUGCACAACAGGUUGUGCCUAACAGUUGUGCAACACAUGCGCUACUGUCAGUUUUACUUAAUUGUUCAAGUAUUCAAUUAGGUGAAGUGUUGACGCGGUUAAAAGAACACACAGCUGGUAUGAAUCCGGAAAAUAAAGGCUGGGCCAUCGGAAACACACCAGAAAUAGCUUGUGCUCAUAAUUCUCAUGCAAUGCCUCAAGCAAGAAGACGUCCACCUGAUAAAAAUGUUACAACUGUCUCAUCUGCAAGAUCUACUGGUGAAACUUUCCACUUUGUUAGUUACGUACCAAUAAAUGGAAGAUUAUUUGAGUUAGAUGGUCUUAAACCAUAUCCAGUUGAUCACGGUCUAUGGUCUGAAGAUGAAGAGUGGACAGAUAAAUUUAAAAGGGUUAUAACUGAACGUUUAGGUAUUUCAAAUGGCGAGCAAGCCCAAGACAUUAGAUUUAAUUUGAUGGCUGUUGUACCAGAUCGAAGAAUUGCAAUAACUCACAAAUUAACAAUGUUAAAAACUAAUCGUCAAAUAGUUUUAGAAGCUCUGCAACAACUCAUGAAAUUGACUAAUCAAAACAGUACAGAAAAUUAUAGUAAUAAGAAUAGUGCUAGUAGUAUGAAUAAUAGUAAUAGUAAUGCUGACAUUGGAAAGUCAGAAAAAUCAAAUGAAAAAAAAGAAAAGACUGAAGAUGAAAAUAGUGAUGAUGUAGUAAAAAUGGAAAUUGAUGGUACAAAUUCUAUCCCUAUUAUUAGUAAAGAACAGUGCCCCCAGUCAACUACAGAAGCUUCAAGUUCUAAUGCAAAGCCUUCUACAAGCACUAGCAAUCCUGAAAAGUUUGUGAAUGUCUGUGAACUAGACUAUGCGAUGCCUCUGCAGAUUCAAACAUCGCCAUCCCCAAAUAGUACAUCUAGUACUGAAACUUCAUCUGAAAUAGGUUCUGCUUUCAAUUCACCUUCUCAAAGGAAUCUUAGUCCAACUGCAAUAAAAGAUUUUAAGAAAUUUGUUGUGAUCAAAAUGGCAUUAGAUGAUAAGACAGAGAAUGGAAUAACACAUUCUUUAAGCAACAUCAACAUAAAUGGAAAAAGAAUUCCUCCCGAAAAUACAUCAGUAAAUAAGAAAAUUUGUCUAUCUGGAGAAGUCAAAAUUCCACAAACUCCAGUGAAAACAACUAAUGGCGAAGUUCUUACAGAAGAAAAAAAAACUGCAAAAAUAGACUCUGAACUUACUGUAAAAGAUUCAGAACUUAUGGAACCACAUACUUUCACUCCUAAAGAUUUAUUAGCUCUCUUAAAGAAUUUAGAAAAUGAGAUUGGCGUUUGUGAAAUAGCUUUAAAAGACGAAAAUGAUAAGCGUGAAAAGUACAAGGUGGAUGAUUGCAGAAGAACCCACAACUAUGAUGAAUUUAUCUGUACAUUUUUGUCUAUGUUAGCUCAACAAGGUAAACUUGCAGAACUAGUUCAACAAAAUCUACAACUUAAAAAACAACCCACUGUAAAUGUUAACAGAGUGUCAAGAACUGCUAAAAGAGCAGCAGCAUCCGACUCGAGUCGCACAACAACGGCGCCAAAAAGAAGACGAGGCAGAACAAAAGGAAAAAAACGAAAGUGAAUUAGAUCAUAAAAGAUGAGGUUUUUAUUUUAUUAUAGACUUUGAGUACCUAAAAAGUUUACACAAAAUAUUGUGUAUUCUUUGCUUAGGAUACAUGUGCUUUCUCAUCAAUUUGUUGAUAUUUCAUUUAUUGCGAUAAUGUUUAAAGCUGUAAAGUGAAUGACUUUAAUAGAUAUUGUAUAACUGUAAGUAGAUUAAGGUUUGUUACUUUCAGUGUAUGUAAACAAAUGUUUAAUGUAGGAAUAAUAAAAUUAUGACUUUUAAAUUUUUUAUGAAUAGACUUAUAAUGAAUGUAAAUGGAAUUAGGGCAAAAAAUUCUUCACAAAAUGUGCAUUGUAAUUUUGUAUAUUUCUCUUGAUCAUGGGUUUAAAAGUUUGUUCUAACAUUGAUAUAAGUCUUUUAUCUCACUAUGUUAAAAUUUAAUUUAAAAUUCAAUAGUUACAGUAAUUUUUUUCAUUACUGUGUAACCAAAUAUGUUGUUGUACAACAAAUGUUAUAAAAUAUAAAAAUACAAAAUGUAUUUUUCGAAUUUCCAAACAGAAUAAAAAAAAUUUUCUUCCA
Molecule: messenger RNA, 3253 nt
Organism: Trichogramma pretiosum
Lineage: Eukaryota; Metazoa; Arthropoda; Insecta; Hymenoptera; Trichogrammatidae
Gene: calypso
Product: ubiquitin carboxyl-terminal hydrolase calypso
Exons: 8
Coding region: 830-2692 (620 amino acids)
Biological process (GO): ubiquitin-dependent protein catabolic process; protein deubiquitination
Cellular component (GO): cytoplasm
Molecular function (GO): cysteine-type deubiquitinase activity
Source: RefSeq, a predicted model, not a curated record